AUGAAGGGCCUCCUCCCACUGGCUUGGUUCCUGGCUUGCAGUGUACCCACUGUGCCAGGAGGCUUGCUGGAACUACAGGCGAUGAUUAAGGAUGUGACAGGAAAGAAUGCCCUGAGGAACUAUGGCUUCUACGGCUGUUACUGUGGCUGGGGUGGCCGAGGAACCCCCAAGGACGCCACUGAUUGGUGCUGCUGGGUGCAUGACCGCUGUUAUGGGCAGCUGGAGGAGGAAGGCUGCAGCGUCCGGACAGAGUCCUACAAAUACCGAUCCUCACAGGGCCUGGUCACCUGCGAGCGCGGGUCCUUCUGCGGGAUGCAGCUCUGCUCUUGUGACCGCAAGUUCGUCUACUGCCUGAAGCGAAACCUCUGGAGCUACAACCCUCGCUAUCGCUACUUCUUCAACUUAUUCUGCUUCUAGUCACCUCAGGGGGCUCCCCCUAGACUGAGCCUUUGCUCUCCUAUAACCCUGCCGGAGGUCCCCAGGGAGACUCUUGGUCUCAGACCUCAUUCUUUCUUGGAGGAGCCCCAGGGCAACCCUUCACCCUCUGGAAAGUCCCCAGAGAGUGACUGUGGUCAUGGGGCUUGGCAAGGUCCCAGGGCCUCUGGGCCUCUGUCCCCAUGCUGAGUGCUGUCCCCUAAGCCAGGGCCAGCUGUGCCUCUCCUUUCCCCUGAAGACAGCAGCACUUGUCUCCAGUUAGAAGACCUCCCUGGCUCGCUCUUGCUUUUCAGCUUUUGCAAUCUGAUUGUCACCACCGCCCUCCAGAGAAUUUUUAUACAGAUAGAAGCAAAAUUGCCUCCAUGAAC
Molecule: messenger RNA, 803 nt
Organism: Otolemur garnettii (small-eared galago)
Lineage: Eukaryota; Metazoa; Chordata; Mammalia; Primates; Galagidae
Product: calcium-dependent phospholipase A2
Exons: 4
Coding region: 1-417 (138 amino acids)
Biological process (GO): lipid catabolic process; negative regulation of T cell proliferation; arachidonate secretion
Molecular function (GO): phospholipid binding; calcium ion binding
Source: RefSeq, a predicted model, not a curated record